Messenger RNA from Symbiodinium natans, 2505 nucleotides. Lineage: Eukaryota; Dinophyceae; Suessiales; Symbiodiniaceae. The record is from the annotation of a GenBank genome assembly.
AUGGUGCACCUCAUACUGGGCAACACCGCAUCACCUGCGAAGGAUGGGAAGCGAUACAAGUGGACGUUUUACGUGCGGGGUGCUACAGAAUACCUGGACUCUGUCACGAUCAAGCUACAUCCCACCUUCAAGGAUCCCGUGCGCACGUGUGAAGCAGCUCCCUUCGAGUUCACGUCCCGAGGUUGGGGAACCUUUGACAUUGCCGUCCUCCUCAAGUUCAAGGAGGGCACGACUCUGAGGACGUCUUGGGAGCUUCAGUUCGAUCACGAGGAUGCGAGCGGGCAGCUGGAAGUCCCGCACAGCAUUGCCAGCGCUGCAAGUUCGCCCCCGCAGCCGCCGCCAGCCCGUGAGACGGCCGAGGUGGCCGACACGGCCGACCCCAGCCCACCCCCUCCCCCGCCUCCUCCACCUCCUCAAGAGGAAGACCAUAGUGACAUUUACGGAGUGCGCGGCAGCAUCGCAGGCUGCGAUUCUACUGACGAAGCUGCCCCCGAGGCAGAUGAACCUGCACCCGAGCCUGGCCCAAGCCCACCGCCAGAGCUGCUGCGAGACACCAGCGCAGGCAAGGCGGACGACGACCCUUCGCGCUCUGCUGUUUGCCAGAGGCUCCGUGAGAUGGCCUUCAUGGACCCUUCGCAUACGCACUUCAUGUUCGGACGAGGCUACACGGGCCCCCUCCAAGCGCCCAAGGUGAUUUGGAAGAGCAGCCAGCCACCGCGGAAAGAUCAUUCCUGCCCGAAGUGGCUAACAGCCACAGAAUUCGAAGAUCAGCCGGAGGUUGCAGUUGCGAAGGUGCAGGAGUUGGCUCGGCUCAUCAAGCUCUCCAGGAAGACCGUGGCCUACACGGGUGCUGGCAUCUCGGCCGCUGUCAUCGGCCAGGCCGCGCUCUCCGGCCAGAACACGGUGGGGUGGAAGAACAACACCCGGGCUGCCCCGCCCACCUUCACGCACCACGCCUUGGGAUUUCUGGGACGUCAGGGCUUGCUUCAUGGUUGGGUGCAGCAGAACCAUGACGGCCUCCCUCAGAAGGCUGGCUUUCCACAAGAACGCAUCAAUGAGAUCCACGGCAGCUGGUAUGACCCCAGCAAUCCCGUGGUCAAGUAUAGUGGGACUCUCCAUGACAAGUCUUAUCCAUGGAUGCGGGAAGAUGCAGAAACAGCUGACCUUUGCCUGGUCCUUGGCACAAGCCUGGGUGGUCUCAAUGCGGACCAGGUAGCCACCAAGACUGCAGACCGGACACUGCUACCGCCAGCGCCGGCCAGUGGUGUCUUGGCUCCAGGCGCCUGGAUCUCGCUUCGACGUCCUGGCACAGCUCUGAAGGGACUGGUGACAGCCGUGGGUGACAGGACAAUCCAGGUGCGCUUCCGCUCAAGCAGCGAUGAGGACUCUGAGGAAGAGGACGACCGCUUGGCAGAGGCUGUAACCCUGUCCAAAGACGAGCGCUUCGAGAUCCUUCCAUCCGUUGGUGGGGGCUUGGGCACUGUGAUCCUAAACCUACAGCAAACAGCGCAGGACGGGAAGAUGACGCUGCGCCUUUUCGGCAAGUCGGAUGACAUCCUCCGCAUGCUGCUGCCAGAGCUUGGCUUUGGCCUUAGCAUCGUGCGGCCGCCUGAAUGGCCGAGGCAGGACAGGGCACUGGUGCCAUACGACAAGGAGGGUCGGCGCAGCUCGGGCAAGCGCAUGUGGCUGGACCUUCGAAAAGGACAAGCGAUCCGCAUAACGCCCGGGCACAACAUCCAGGGAGCGAAGCAGCCUGCCUAUAUGCACAUCGGUGCAAAGAGGCCCAUAGUCAUCAAGGGAGAGACUAAGCAGCCUGGGGUUGGGCUCGGCCACGUCCUGAACCGUUGCAACACAACCUGUAGCUUCAUCUUGCAGAUCGAAGGGGUCCAAAUGCGUUUGGGUGUCUGGUGGCUCGAGAGCGCCAUGCGAGGCGGGGUGACCCACUUGCCGAUUGUGAACAGAGACCCCUCCUUCGAGGUCCCCUGGCCAUGCCGCUGUACAGAUGGCAGCAUGAUGGAAAAGCGCCAGUCCAGGCCCGCACCUUUGUUGGACAACCCAAGUGUGGCGCUGUGCGUCAUCUCCAUGGCCAUGGACUUUUUCCUCUUCUUCGUGAGUUCUCUUGGGGUUAUUUUCGCAAGCUUAUUGCAACAAAGCUGCGACAUUCCGCUGUGGUGGUUCCUGGCGCUGGUAGGGCUGGUGGCCUCCAUCAGCGCAGUGCUCUAUGCCAAGAUGGCGUGGACGGAACAUGGCAGCGACAGGACGUGGACGAUUCACGGUUCUCUGGCCCUGGUCGUCUUCCUGGUGCAAGGAGGCACCAUGGUUUGGGGUGGAUAUCUCUGCUGGCUUGCCUUGGCGAGCUCACAAUGUGCCGUUGAUGUGCUGAACUUCACCCUUGUGUGCACUGGCCUGCUGGCACUGAUCGAGCUCAUCGGCUUCUUCUCGGUGUACUUCGUCUUCAUCCCUUCCUUCAUGAUGCAGCUUCGUGAUGCUGCGAAGUUUACGUAG